AUGUGGUUAAUACGUCGACGAGGUCACACUGUAUACGGCGAGCCAAACAGUUGUAAUAAAUCGACAGACAUCCAAUAUCAAUAUCGUAGGUAUCUAAAAUUUUUUAUUUUAUUUAUCGUUCUGUUAUGAUUACGUUUUCUGAUAAAGUCUUCGUUUUUAUAAAGUCCUAAUUAUUGUUAAUUUUAUAGGAUUUGUAUUAAUUAUUAUUUUUCAUUUGCGGUAUUGAUCAAGAUGAGUCGUCGCCGAACGCAUGACAGUUAUGAUGAUUUAUACGGUAUGUAUCUAUAAAAUAAAAUAAAUUCAACUAAAGUAAAGUCGGGAUAACACAGUCAAAUAAUUAAUUUAAUGUACAUGCAUGUACAUUUUAGAACUUUUUCUUAACUAUUUGAAGUUUUGACAUAGUUAUGUCAAAUAUCAAUAAAAAAUAUUUGACCUGUGAACCUGAUUUAAAAAUGUAAGCUACCUAUAACAGUACUUCAUUAAUCAAGAAAAAAUUGUCUCUACAAAAUAUAUCCAUACCGGUUUAACAUCCUCUUAAUCUUUUUAUAAUUAUUUCAUUUUAAUUCCUCAGCUAUCAAAUUUGUUUUAUCAAUUUUAUGAUUGAAUAUUAUAUUAUGUAGAUUAUGUAUUUUAAUGCUUAUUAAUUAUAAGUAUUAAUUUUUUUAAAAAUAUAAUAUAAAUAAAUAAUAAUUUGUUUAUUUGAAAUGUUCAGGGCCAGAGAGAGGAUUUAAAAAACGUCGCCGUGGUGGUUCUGAAAGUAACGAUUUAGAAGAUAGAUUAGAAAGUCUUAUUCUCAAAGUCGGGGAAAAGGUAAACAAAUUAAUUAUAUAUUACUGUUCAAAAAAAUCAAAAUCAUGUGUUGACUAAUGUUUCAGAAGUCAACCUAAUUUAACCUAACAUUAUUUAAUUGGUGUUGUAUUUUACCAAUUAUCUAAUAUGUUAACACAUUUUUAAUUACUGCUUUAUUUUUUUUUUUUUAUGUAUAAAUAGACCACUAGCACUUUGGAAAGUAAUUUGGAAGGUUUAGUUAGUGUGCUUGAUAGUGACAUGCCAAACUUUAAGAAGAAGGUUCUCAAAAUAUUGGUGGAUUGUGCAAUAAAUAUGCCAGAAAAAUGUACAAUUUAUUCAACAUUAGUCGGCUUGCUAAAUGCUAAAAAUUAUAAUUUCGGUGGUGAAGUAAGUAAAUUUUAUACAAUCAAAAAAAAAUUAUAACUAUAUUUUAUAUUAGGUGAAAUAUUAAAAAAAAAAAAUUAAGUUCGUAGAAAAUAUCGUUCGUGCUUUCAAAGAUAGCCUAAAAAAUAACUCAUGGAAUGAAGCUAGAGUGGUGUUACGUUUCAUUGGUGAUUUGGUGAACUGUCAUGUUGUGUCAGCCAGUUCUUUUGUACAGUUAAUGAGUAGUUUAUUAGAUGUUGCUAAAGAAGACGGAGUUCCUAAUGUACGCAAAGACUGGUAAUUAUUUGAACAUUGAAAUUAAAAACUAAACUAAUAAUAUUAAGCAAAAUGUUUAUUAAACUAUAACAGGUAUUGUUAUGCUGUCAUGUCAUGUUUACCAUGGGUUGGCAGAGAAUUGUACGAAAAGAGAGAAUCACCUCUUGAAAUGCUAUUAACUACAAUUGAAGUGUAUUUGAAUAAACGUCCCAAAAAGCACAUUAAUAUGUUGCGAAUUUGGUCAACAGAUGUACCUCACCCUCAGGAAGAAUACUUGGAAUGUCUAUGGAAUCAAAUUAAAAAAUUGAAACACGAUAGCUGGACAGAAACUAUUAUUCCUAGACCUUAUUUAACAUUUGAUAACGUUUUGUGCGAAGCUCUCCAACAUAAUCUGCCUGUUAUCGCACCACCACCUCAUCAUAAUGCUUGUGUGUAUCCAAUGCCAUGGGUUGUUUAUCGUAUGUUUGAUUAUACAGAUGUCACUGAUGUGAGUAAAUAAUAUAAUUAAAUUUUUAGUAUAAAUUUUAGUAUUAAUUUUAUAAAACAAUAUAUUAGGGUCACAUUAUGCCUGGUGCUCAUUCUAUUGAAAGAUUUUUAGUGGAAGAACAUUUACAACAGAUAAUUGAUAUGUCAAGCAAAAAUAGAAAAGAAUGGUAAUAACUAAAAGCAAUUUUGAUAUCAUAACACUAGUAUAUAGUAUGAAUGAUUUGAUUUGAUUUUAUUGUUUUCAGUGCAACUAACUUAAUGAAUUUUGUGCACAAAAACAAAGUUCCUCUAGAGUAUUGUAUUGUUGAAGUAAUAUUUGGUUUGAUGUUCCAUCAACCCAAACCAAAAUAUUUAGAGGUUAUGUUUGGCUCUGUCUUCAUAGAAUUAUCUAAAUUGUCAACUAACACUAUGCCACUAGUAUUGGCUCAGACAACAGAAAUUUUAUAUUCUCGUAUAGAAUCUAUGCAUGUAUGCGCUUUUGAUAGGUACGUUGCGUCUCAUCAUUAAUUAUGCUCAUUAAUAUUUUUCCUAAUGAAAACAUAUGUGUUUAGAUUUGUAUCAUGGUUUGCAUACCAUUUGAGUAAUUUUAAAUUCAGUUGGUCUUGGCAAGAGUGGGCAGAUUGCUUGGCCUUAGAUCCAGAACAUCCGAAACCAAAAUUUGUGCGUGAGGUUCUUCAAAAAGCUAUGCGGUAUGUACAUUUAAUUUUUAUUAAUUUAUUGUUUUAAUAAAAAAUUGUUUUCAGGUUAUCAUUUUAUGAACGCAUGCGUGAUAUAGUUCCACCUGAUUUUGAACCUUUGUUACCUCAAAAGCCGGAACCAAAGUUUAAAUUUGGAGAAGACAAUACAUGUAAGGUUUUAAGUUUUGUUUAUAUAAUAUUUAAGAUAAUUAUAUUAAAUUUUUAGCUGCACCGGGUCAAUUUUUGUCAAAUACUUUACUUGUUAAGAUUCGUAACAAGAUAACCCCAGAAGAGAUAAUUGAAGUUUUAAAAGAACCAUUAAUGUUAGAAAGUGGUGAAAUUAUAGAACCAGUUGAUACUACCCUUUCAAAUCCUGUUAAAAUUGACGCUUUUGUACAAACACUAUUGUUCAUUGCCAGUAAGUCAUUUUCACAUGCAUUUGCAGCCAUAACAAAAUUCAUUAAUGUAUUCAAGGUAUGUUUUAAUGUCACUUAUUGUAGUACAAUUAAUAAAUAAAUUAAAUAUUGUAAAAUUGUGUAGGCCUUAGGAGCGACUGAUGAAGGCCAAUUGCAAAUUUUACGAAGCACUUUCGAUUUAUGGAGUGCUGAUCAGCAAAUGUUGACUGUACUUAUUGACAAGAUGUUAAAAACACAAAUUAUUGAAUGUUCAUCAGUUGCCAAUUGGAUAUUUUCCAAAGAAAUGAUUCCUGAUUUUACUAAGUAAGAUAUAAUAGUUUGAUUAUUGUAUUUUAGAUAUUUUUUUUUAUGUAUAUUACUGUUAUUAGACUAUAUAUUUGGGACAUUUUGUCAUUGACUAUUAAUAAGAUGUCCAGACACGUGGAUAGACUGACUAGAGAAUUAAACGAAGCUAGAGAAAAAUUGCGUACAACAGCAACAGCUACUAUUAAUACUUCAGAUGAUAGUGACACAGAAACAGAUAAAGCCGAAACAAAACCUUCUCGUCCUUCUACAACAACAUUUGGCGGACAAGUCCCAAUGGAUGUAGAGGACAAUGUUACUGAAGAAAUGGUUGAACGUAUGGAAGAAAAAUUAGAAAUGGCACAAGCUGAUCAAAAAAAUUUAUUUUUGAUUGUAUUUCAGGUAUAUUUAAAUUUGUUAGGGCUAUGAAAAAAUAUAUGUUUUAUGAUAAUUUUUAAUUUGUUAUUUUAGAGAUUCAUUAUGAUAUUAUCUGAACAUUUAGUAAAAUGUGAUACGGAUGGUAAACCUUUUGAUACAUAUUGGUAUAAAUACACUAUUGGACGGCUACAGCAAGUGUUUUUAGCCGUGAGUAUUUCAUUUUAUUCGUAAUCCAUAUUUUUUUCGUUUAAUGUCUGGUUUUUCAAUGAUACACUUAUUUACUAGAUAGCCUUUUUUUCGGAUUAACUCAUUUUGUAAUCUAUUGAGUGAUAAAUGUUUUUUUUUUAUACAAAUAAUUAUAUAAAAAGAAUGGUUUAAAGCUUCUUUUGCUAAAAAAAAAAAAAAGUAAUUAGUGCUGUUGGGACAUAACAAAAUGUACGUAUUUUGGAAAACUAAAAAUUGAACAGUGUAUCGGGGAAAAUAAAAAUAUUCUUGGGUAAUUUCGUUUGAUAGUUCAAUAUUUAAUCUAUCAUUAUUUACCUGUCAAUUAUAAUUUACUUUUAAAUUAAUUAAUUUAUAAAUAUAAAAAAAAAUAUUUACAUAAAGUUAAUAAAUGUAAAUACAAUUCAGUAGAAAAAGAACAUAAUAUGUUUUGUAUUUCAUUUCACAUUUUUUUAAAACUUAGUGAAUAAUACACACACACACAGUCAAAUAUCUAUGCAAUAUGGUAUAGAUUAUUGUUCUGCAGCCUUUUUUACUGUGGUGGCUCCCUCAAAGAAUAUACAGUUUUUUAUUGACUCCUAUUUAUUGUCUAUAUUUCAAAAUAGUAACCCCUAAGUAUAUUAUAUUUUUUAGACAUAUAUAAAUUGACUAUUAAAAACAAAUACUAAUUAUACAAUACUUAUGAAAAAUAAGUCACCGAUAUUGCAAUAAUAACUAUAAAUAUAUGUACAACAAAUAAUAAUUUUAAAAUAUUAAUAAUUUUUUAAUUAUGAUUUUUAAUGGCUUUGUUGUUGUUGCUUUGAUUUAUUAUAUAUAUAUAUAUAUAUUAUAUUUAUUAUUAAUAGUAAUAAUAGUAAUAGUAAUCUACACCAGUGUUUCUCAAUCUGGCGACCCAAUUUAUAUACUCUAUUAUUUAGGGUACCUAAAAGUGUAUUCCAAUCAGUAAAAAAAAUUAGGAAUUUCAAUAUUGAACCUAUUACUUUUUAUAGAUCAUAUAUUGGACAUAUAAGGUACAUAAAAUGUAUUGGUGAUUAUGUAAUCAAAUUUUAAUGUUAUGUAACAGAGAACACUAAAAUGACAAACCUAAAUCACAAUUUACAAUUACUGUUAUCAAUAUCAUUGAAAACAAAUGUGCUUAAGGAUAAAUAUUUAAACACUUUUUACAUUUAUUUUUGUUAAUUAUUAAUUUCUAUUUGAUCUUGUUUUCAGCAUCACGAACAAGUUCAGAAGUACAGCAGUACUCUGGAAGGAUUACUUUUCACUCAGGAUUUAGACAUGCAUAUACUCGAAGUAUUCCAUCAAUUCUUAGCAUUGCGUUCAUAAGUACCAUUUUAUGUUAUUAUAACAUAGUACUAUAAUAAUUAUUACAGUUUAAUUAAAUCCUUAUUUCUUUUAUUCAUAAUUAAUAAUAAUUCAUAUUUUUAUAAUAUCACGACAAUAGUUGAGCGAAAAAAUACCGUUUUUUAUUAUAAUUCUAUAUGUAAUAAUUAUAUAAAAUUAUUUUCUCCAUAAAAUUUUUAUGUAUAAUAAAUUUUAUACAAAAUAUUGGUAAUAUUCAUUAGUUUAUGAUUUAUACAUUGCCAAAAAUUCAUUGACAUCGUCUUUAGAACCCAUAAAUACUGGAGUUCUCUGGUGCAACGCUGUAGGCUGUAUGUCUAAAAUAGGUAUUUUGCCGUUACUCGCCACACCACCUGCUUCUUCCAUGAUAUAUGCCAUUGGGUUUCCUUCGUACAAUAGACGCAACUGUUAAACAUUAAAAUAGAUGUUUAUUGAUUACACAAUGAUAAAAAUGGCCUCGAGCAAUACACAAUUGACAGUGUUAUUAGUAGUAGUACCUUGCCAUUUGGCGAUAGUUUUGUAGCUGGGUACAUAAAUAUACCUCCAUAUUUCAGAGUACGGUGCACAUCUGCAACCAUAGAACCAAUGUACCUGGCACCGUAUGGUUUUCCAAACUAAAAAAAAUUCAAAAUAAAGUUUGUUAUAUAGGUGAACAAUCAGUACAUUGUUGGAACAAAGGCAAUUACCGCAGGAUCUUUUUUCCUUCUAAUGUAUUCAGACACAGUGUCAUCCCAUAUAUAGGAAUACCCUUCAUUUAUGCUGUAGAUGUUUCCUUUUGUAGGUAUCUGUAUGUUGCUUUCAGUUAAUAAAAACUCUCCAAUUGCCUAU
This is a messenger RNA of Cinara cedri, 6055 nucleotides long. Lineage: Eukaryota; Metazoa; Arthropoda; Insecta; Hemiptera; Aphididae. The record is from the annotation of a GenBank genome assembly.